GGUUACUCGCCAACAACGCACAUCAAAUCCAAAAAAAAAAAACAAAAAAAGUCCCCAAAAAACCCAACCAUAAAACGUAUAAAUAAUAUCAGGGCAAAGAAUACAAAUACUACCAUUCGUAGGCCCCGAAUAUGUGAUAUAACCGCGGAAAUUGUCUUAACACUUAUCUGCGAAUUCGGUCACCGCGCUUCUUCGCUACCUUUAUAUACAGAUACAGAUAGAGCUACAGAUACAGCCACAGACACAGAUAUACUUAUAUUUAUCAUUGUCCGCGAGUGGAGCUCUUAUCAAAUCAACAAACGGCUUAUAUGGCGAACCGCAAUAACGAAAUGGGCAAACAAAUUCCCCCCCUCCAAUAGCCCACUUAUAUAUUACGGUUAUACUCGUAUGCGUAUGUACAAACGGAAAGUAAACAAUCCAAAUAAAACUUGGCUAAAACAAACCUGUCGCCGCUCCAGUCGCAGUCACUGUCCCAGUCGCAUUCGCAUUCCCAGUCGGAGUCAAUCGUUAACUUGAAGAUCGUUUCCAGUGGAGGGAGCCCUUGGUUUAGUCCGCGCCUCGUGAUCUUAAUCAGUUCGGUUUGGUUAUACCCAUAUUGUCGCAGUCGGAAUUGUUUCAAAUAUAGCGUCAUGCUUUUGGGAUUGUUGUCGUUUUCGGGCUGAGAUUGUGCUGGGCGGCGGGAUUGACUGACUGACUGCCGGGGAGGUGGUGACGGCAAUUAGCGAGUUCAUGUGGCAAACACCUCGAAAGAAUCACGUACCGAAAGAGUAUAUUUCCCAAAAGUGAUUGAUUGUAAUCGUUGUUUGUACACACAACACAAUAUAUGUACGGACGCGUGGAAACAAAAGCGGAGAAAACCCUCAAAAUUGUGUGUGCUGCAAGCGUUUGAUACGCCCCUACAUACGCCUCAUGCAGCUGCCAAUCUAUCGUCCCGCAGCCGCCAACCUGCUGCUGGGCCUGACUUCGGUGGUGGGACUCGUCGGCGGGGCCUACCUGCUCCAAUGUGGCGCCCAGCGUCUUCUUGGUAAAAUAGCCGAUAGGAAGUGGAAGAAGGAGGAGGCCAGCGAGCAGCAGAGCUGCAAUGUCUGCUGUGCAGACUUGGACCAGAGCAGUCCCAAAACCUAUGUGACAUGCUGUACAUGCGGAAAGUACGUUUGCCGCGGCCCCAAAUGCGCUGACUGGCGGCCCAAGGAUGCCGACUGGGAGUGCCAGCUGUGCCACAGCUCCAAGGAGUCGCUGGCCCACACCUCCUCCUGGGUGGCGGAGCAGAUGUCCUUUAACCAGCACAAGUUCGUGUAUCCGAUGCGGGCUCGCAGCGAGGUCUACAUACCCAUCACUGGCGAUGGUGAUGGCGAUGCCAAUGACAGCACAAUGCACAUUGAGAGCAUCAGCCAGAUAGGGCAGAGCGUUCAUCUCGACGAGCGCGCCAAGAUUCGUGCAUAUGUGGAGGAAAUCGUGGCGGAGAUGUUGGGCGGCAGUCUGGAUCACAUCAAAGUGGGACAAUUGUCCAAAAGCGAAAACUACUUGCAAUUCUUCCACAAAUUUCAUGCGAAACUUUCGAACCUGCUUAUCAAUGUGGAGAGCGACCUGCUCAAGGGAGAUCUGCCGGCCAUUGUCAAUGGGAGCAACAGCAACAGCAACAAUAACAACAAUGGAGACUCCGAGUCUCUGGCAGACAUCUCGCAGACCCGUCUACGGAGUCUCAUCGAGACCAUCAUAGCGGAGACGCUGCGCAACAGUGCCCUGAGCGUGAGCGGAGCCGUCUCGGAGAUCAGCCUGGACACCCGCUCGCUGGCCGCCGAGCUGCCGAACAAUGGGAAUGGGCAGAAGCGCCGACAUCGCACGGAGCACUACUUCGAGCCGAAGAUUUAUCAGGAUCUGCUGGCCACAGCGGUGCUCAAUAAGAUUGCCGAUAAGGAAGGGAACACAAGGUUAAUAUCGGUGAGCACACCAGACUUGAGUGGUCACCUCAUUGAUGAGAAUUACAAUGCCGAAGCGUUGAGCACCACGUCCGGUAGUUCCAUUGAGCCCCGAAGCGAUUGCAGCCUCACCGACCAUGAAUUGGCCCUGGAUACUGGCAAAUCCCAGUCCCUGCAGGCGGAUUUGGAGCGUGAAUCGGUUUUGAGUGAUUAUAUAGCCGCCCACAUGGUUCCCCUUCCGGACUUUUCGGCAUCUGUUACUGAAUCGGAGGAUGAUGUUGGAUCAAUCUCCUCGAGCAUGAUCGGCGAUGGCACUUGGGAGGAUAACUGGCUAUUCAAGAAGAAACGCAGCUCCGUGCAGAGCUCGGUCACGCCGAGCAGCAUUGGCAUGCUGGUGCCGGCUCCCAUGGAGAAUGUGCGUGCCCAAAUCGGCGAUAGGACUGCGGACGAGGUCAGCGAUCUGUCGGAGCUGGGAUCGGAUGUGGAGGACAAUUCGCUUGAUUUGCUGCGCUGCAACGAUCUAAACGAUCGCCUGCUGAGCAAGCAUCUGAUCGGUGGUCAGAACACAAAACUUGUGCUAGACGAGCUCGUAGAUCGGACCAGCCUGAUCUCCCACACCCUACCGGAGGAGCAUGAGCCCGCAUUUACGGAAACCACAAACACGUUCGUCGUAGCAUCCUCGGCCGCGCCAUCUGAUAUUAUAGUUUCACUACCAUCACCCAUGGUGUUUCAAGAUGACUCACUGAACGAGGAGCUGGUCCAGACUCCCAUUGCAGCCCAAGGCGAAACUGACGAACUGGCCAGCCUCGAAGGUUGCAUUGGUUACAGCACAGUAGAAUACAUUGAUGAAGAGCAGAUGCGCCAAACCACACCGUCAGUUAUCGAGAUACUAGCCGCCAUUGCCUUGGGACCGAUGCUAGCAGUCCCAGCAUCGGAGCAGCCGGGGGUCAUAACUCCGAGUGAGAUGCAUACACUCAAGGAGCUAAGCGACUUGGCGCUGGCCGAAAUAAACGCUCGCACAAUGGACCUGGCGCACCAUUCACUUGACAUCAUAGAAGAGGAGACAACCGAAUUGAUGCCGUUGACCGGGAGUGUCUCAGAACCUUCCACUAUAAAUGUCCAUCCAUCAACUCUGACAGACCCAACAACAAACCACCAUUCUACAGAAACAACAGCCGCCCAGGAGCCAAAAGUGGUACCAAAACCUACCAUAGACAGUGAUGCGCCCAUACAUAACCCAUCGACAACAGAAAUUCUAACAGAAGAUAAACCAGCAGCAUUGGAUCCUCCGGCAGCAGUGGAAAUCAGUCCAGACGCAGAAAACGUAGCUGUGGUUUCUCCGGAAACAGUGGAAAUUACUCCAGAGACUGAAACUGUAGCUGUGGAUCCUCCGGCGCCAGUGGAAAUCAUGUCAGAAACAGCAACCGUAGCUGUGGAUCCGGCAGCUGCACUGGAAAUCGCUCCAGCCGCAGAAACCGUAGCUGUGGAUCCUCCCGCACCAGUGGAAAUCAUUCCGGAAACGGAAAUCGUAGCUGUGCAUCUACCAGCAGCAGGGGAAAUCAGUCCUGAAACGGACACUAUUGCUGUUGAUCCUGCUCCUCCAGCAGCAGUGGAAAUCACUCCAGCAGCAGAAACUGUAGCUGUGGAUCCUCCAGCAGCAGUGGAAAUCAUUACAGAACCUGAAACCGUAGCUGUGGAUCCUCAGGCAGCAGCAUUGGAAAUCAUUCCAGACGCAGAAACCGUAGCUGUGGAUCCUCCCGCACCAGUGGAAAUCAUUCCGGAAACAGAAACUGUUGCUGCUGAUCCUGCUCCUCCAGCAGCAGUGGAAAUCACUCCAGCAGCAGAAACUGUAGCUGUGGAUCCUCCAGCAGCAGUGGAAAUCAUUACAGAACCUGAAACCGUAGCUGUGGAUCCUCAGGCAGCAGCAUUGGAAAUCAUUCCAGACGCAGAAACCGUAGCUGUGGAUCCUCCCGCACCAGUGGAAAUCAUUCCGGAAACAGAAACUGUUGCUGCUGAUCCUGCUCCUCCAGCAGCAGUGGAAAUCACUCCAGCAGCAGAAACUGUAGCUGUGGAUCCUCCAGCAGCAGCGGAAAUCAGUCCGGAAACGGAAAUCGUAGCUGUAGAUCCGCCAGCUGCAUUGGAAAUCACUCCAGCCGCAGAAACCGUAGCUGUGGAUCCUCCAGCAGCAGUGGUAAUCAUUCCGGAAACGGAAAUCGUAGCUGUGGGUCCUCCAGCAGCAGUGGAAAUCAUGUCAGAAACAGCAACCGUAGCUGUGGAUCCGGCAGCUGCACUGGAAAUCGCUCCAGCCGCAGAAACCGUAGCUGUGGAUCCUCCAGCAGCAGCGGAAAUCAUUCCGGAAACGGAAAUCGUAGCUGUGGAUCUGCCAGCUGCAUUGGAAAUCACUCCAGCCGCAGAAACCGUAGCUGUGGAUCCUCCAGCAGCAGUGGUAAUCAUUCCGGAAACGGAAAUCGUAGCUGUGGGUCCUCCAGCAGCAGUGGAAAUCAUGUCAGAAACAGCAACCGUAGCUGUGGAUCCGGCAGCUGCACUGGAAAUCGCUCCAGCCGCAGAAACCGUAGCUGUGGAUCCUCCAGCAGCAGCGGAAAUCAUUCCGGAAACGGAAAUCGUAGCUGUGGAUCCUCCAGCAGCAGCUGAAAUCAUUCCGGAAACGGAAAUCGUAGCUGUGGAUCUGCCAGCUGCAUUGGAAAUCACUCCAGCCGCAGAAACCGUAGCUGUGGAUCCUCAGGCAGCAGCAUUGGAAAUCAUUCCAGACGCAGAAACCGUAGCUGUGGAUCCUCCCGCACCAGUGGAAAUCAUUCCGGAAGCAGAAACUGUUGCUGUUGACCCUGCUCCUCCAGUAGCAGUGGAAAUCACUCCAGCAGCAGAAACUGUAGCUGUGGAUCCUCCAGCAGCAGCGGAGAUCAUUCCGGAAACGGAAAUCGUAGCUGUGGAUCCGCCAGCUGCAUUGGAAAUCACUCCAGCCGCAGAAACCGUAGCUGUGGAUCCUCAGGCAGCAGCAUUGGAAAUCAUUCCAGACGCAGAAAUCGUAGCUGUGGAUCUUUCAGAAGCAGCGGAGAUCAUUCCGGAAACGGAAAUCGUAGCUGUGGAUCUGCCAGCUGCAUUGGAAAUCACUCCAGCCGCAGAAACCGUAGCUGUGGAUCCUCAGGCAGCAGCAUUGGAAAUCAUUCCAGACGCAGAAACCGUAGCUGUGGAUCUUUCAGAAGCAGCGGAGAUCAUUCCGGAAACGGAAAUCGUAGCUGUGGACCCGCCAGCUGCAUUGGAAAUCACUCCAGCCGCUGAAACCGUAGCUGUGGAUCCUCAGGCAGCAGCACUGGAAAUCAUUCCAGACGCAGAAACCGUAGCUGUGGAUCCUCCCGCACCAGUGGAAAUCAUUCCAGAAACAGAAACUGUUGCUGCUGAUCCUGCUCCUCCAGCAGCAGUGGAAAUAACUCCAGCAUCAGAAACUGUAGCUGUGGAUCUUCCAGCAGCAGCGGAGAUCAUUCCGGAAACGGAAAUCGUAGCUGUGGAUCUGCCAGCUGCAUUGGAAAUCACCCCAGCCGCUGAAACCGUAGCUGUGGAUCCUCAGGCAGCAGCAUUGGAAAUCAUUCCAGACGCAGAAACCGUAGCUGUGGAUCCCCCCGCACCAGUGGAAAUCAUUCCAGAAACAGAAACUGUUGCUGCUGAUCCUGCUCCUCCAGCAGCAGUGGAAAUCACUCCAGCAGCAGAAACUGUAGCUGUGGAUCCUCCAGCAGCAGCGGAAAUCAUUCCGGAAACGGAAAUCGUAGCUGUGGAUUUGCCAGCUGCAUUGGAAAUCACUCCAGCCGCUGAAACCGUAGCUGUGGAUCCUCAGGCAGCAGCAUUGGAAAUCAUUCCAGACGCAGAAACCGUAGCUGUGGAUCCCCCCGCACCAGUGGAAAUCAUUCCAGAAACAGAAACUGUUGCUGCUGAUCCUGCUCCUCCAGCAGCAGUGGAAAUCACUCCAGCAGCAGAAACUGUAGCUGUGGAUCCUCCAGCAGCAGCGGAAAUCAUUCCGGAAACGGAAAUCGUAGCUGUGGAUUUGCCAGCUGCAUUGGAAAUCACUCCAGCCGCUGAAACCGUAGCUGUGGAUCCUCAGGCAGCAGCAUUGGAAAUCAUUCCAGACGCAGAAACCGUAGCUGUGGAUCCCCCCGCACCAGUGGAAAUCAUUCCAGAAACAGAAACUGUUGCUGCUGAUCCUGCUCCUCCAGCAGCAGUGGAAAUCACUCCAGCAGCAGAAACUCUAGCUGUGGAUCCUCCAGCAGCAGCGGAGAUCAUUCCGGAAACGGAAAUCGUAGCUGUGGAUCCGCCAGCUGCAUUGGAAAUCACUCCAGCCGCAGAAACCGUAGCUGUGGAUCCUCAGGCAGCAGCAUUGGAAAUCAUUCCAGACGCAGAAACCGUAGCUGUGGAUCUUUCAGAAGCAGCGGAGAUCAUUCCGGAAACGGAAAUCGUAGUUGUGGACCCGCCAGCUGCAAUGGAAAUCACUCCAGCCGCUGAAACCGUAGCUGUGGAUCCUCAGGCAGCAGCACUGGAAAUCAUUCCAGACGCAGAAACCGUAGCUGUGGAUCCUCCCGCACCAGUGGAAAUCAUUCCAGAAACAGAAACUGUUGCUGCUGAUCCUGCUCCUCCAGCAGCAGUGGAAAUAACUCCAGCAGCAGAAACUGUAGCUGUGGAUCUUCCAGCAGCAGCGGAGAUCAUUCCGGAAACGGAAAUCGUAGCUGUGGAUCUGCCAGCUGCAUUGGAAAUCACUCCAGCCGCUGAAACCGUAGCUGUGGAUCCUCAGGCAGCAGCACUGGAAAUCAUUCCAGACGCAGAAACCGUAGCUGUGGAUCUUUCAGAAGCAGCGGAGAUCAUUCCGGAAACGGAAAUCGUAGCUGUGGAUCUGCCAGCUGCAUUGGAAAUCACUCCAGCCGCAGAAACCGUAGCUGUGGAUCCUCCCGCACCAGUGGAAAUCAUUCCGGAAACAGAAACUGUUGCUGCUGAUCCUGCUCCUCCAGCAGCAGUGGAAAUCACUCCAGCAGCAGAAACUGUAGCUGUGGAUCCUCCAGCAGCAGCGGAGAUCAUUCCGGAAACGGAAAUCGUAGCUGUGGAUCCGCCAGCUGCAUUGGAAAUCACUCCAGCCGCAGAAACCGUAGCUGUGGAUCCUCAGGCAGCAGCAUUGGAAAUCAUUCCAGACGCAGAAACCGUAGCUGUGGAUCUUUCAGAAACAGCGGAGAUCAUUCCGGAAACGGAAAUCGUAGCUGUGGACCCGCCAGCUGCAUUGGAAAUCACUCCAGCCGCUGAAACCGUAGCUGUGGAUCCUCAGGCAGCAGCACUGGAAAUCAUUCCAGACGCAGAAACCGUAGCUGUGGAUCCUCCCGCACCAGUGGAAAUCAUUCCAGAAACAGAAACUGUUGCUGCUGAUCCUGCUCCUCCAGCAGCAGUGGAAAUCACUCCAGCAGCAGAAACUGUAGCUGUGGAUCCUCCAGCAGCAGCGGAAAUCAUUCCGGAAACGGAAAUCGUAGCUGUGGAUCCGCCAGCUGCAUUGGAAAUCACUCCAGCCGCAGAAACCGUAGCUGUGGAUCCACAGGCAGCAGCACUGGAAAUCAUUCCAGACGCAGAAACCGUAGCUGUGGAUCUUCCAGCAGCAGCCGAAAUCAUUCCGGAAACGGACACUGUUGCUGUUGAUCCUGCUCCUCCAGCAGCAUUGGAAAUCACUCCAGCCGCAGAAACCGUAGCUGUGGAUCCUCCCGCACCAGUGGAAAUCAUUCCGGAAACAGAAACUGUUGCUGCUGACCCUGCUCCUCCAGCAGCAGUGGAAAUCACUCCAGCAGCAGAAACUGUAGCUUUGGAUCCUCCAGCAGCAGCGGAAAUCAUUCCGGAAACGGAAAUCGUAGCUGUGGAUCUGCCAGCUGCAUUGGAAAUCACUCCAGCCGCUGAAACCGUAGCUGUGGAUCCUCAGGCAGCAGCAUUGGAAAUCAUUCCAGACGCAGAAACCGUAGCUGUGGAUCUUUCAGAAGCAGCGGAGAUCAUUCCGGAAACGGAAAUCGUAGCUGUGGAUCUGCCAGCUGCAUUGGAAAUCACUCCAGCCGCUGAAACCGUAGCUGUGGAUCCUCAGGCAGCAGCACUGGAAAUCAUUCCAGACGCAGAAACCGUAGCUGUGGAUCCUCCCGCACCAGUAGAAAUCAAUCCAGAAACAGAAACUGUUGCUGCUGACCCUGCUCCUCUAGCAGCAUUGGAAAUCACUCCAGCAGCAGAAACUGUAGCUGUGGAUCCUCCAGCAGCAGCGGAAAUCAUUCCGGAAACGGACACUGUUGCUGUUGAUCCUGCUCCUCCAGCAGCAUUGGAAAUCAUUCCAGCCGCAGAAACCGUAGCUGUGGAUCCUCCCGCACCAGUGGAAAUCAUUCCGGAAACAGAAACUGUUGCUGCUGACCCUGCUCCUCCAGCAGCAGUGGAAAUCACUCCAGCAGCAGAAACUGUAGCUUUGGAUCCUCCAGCAGCAGCGGAAAUCAUUCCGGAAACGGAAAUCGUAGCUGUGGAUCUGCCAGCUGCAUUGGAAAUCACUCCAGCCGCUGAAACCGUAGCUGUGGAUCCUCAGGCAGCAGCAUUGGAAAUCAUUCCAGACGCAGAAACCGUAGCUGUGGAUCUUUCAGAAGCAGCGGAGAUCAUUCCGGAAACGGAAAUCGUAGCUGUGGAUCUGCCAGCUGCAUUGGAAAUCACUCCAGCCGCUGAAACCGUAGCUGUGGAUCCUCAGGCAGCAGCACUGGAAAUCAUUCCAGACGCAGAAACCGUAGCUGUGGAUCCUCCCGCACCAGUAGAAAUCAAUCCAGAAACAGAAACUGUUGCUGCUGACCCUGCUCCUCUAGCAGCAUUGGAAAUCACUCCAGCAGCAGAAACUGUAGCUGUGGAUCUUCCAGCAGCAGCCGAAAUCAUUCCGGAAACGGACACUGUUGCUGUUGAUCCUGCUCCUCCAGCAGCAUUGGAAAUCACUCCAGCCGCAGAAACCGUAGCUGUGGAUCCUCCCGCACCAGUGGAAAUCAUUCCGGAAACAGAAACUGUUGCUGCUGACCCUGCUCCUCCAGCAGCAGUGGAAAUCACUCCAGCAGCAGAAACUGUAGCUUUGGAUCCUCCAGCAGCAGCGGAAAUCAUUCCGGAAACGGAAAUCGUAGCUGUGGAUCUGCCAGCUGCAUUGGAAAUCACUCCAGCCGCUGAAACCGUAGCUGUGGAUCCUCAGGCAGCAGCAUUGGAAAUCAUUCCAGACGCAGAAACCGUAGCUGUGGAUCUUUCAGAAGCAGCGGAGAUCAUUCCGGAAACGGAAAUCGUAGCUGUGGAUCUGCCAGCUGCAUUGGAAAUCACUCCAGCCGCUGAAACCGUAGCUGUGGAUCCUCAGGCAGCAGCACUGGAAAUCAUUCCAGACGCAGAAACCGUAGCUGUGGAUCCUCCCGCACCAGUAGAAAUCAAUCCAGAAACAGAAACUGUUGCUGCUGACCCUGCUCCUCCAGCAGCAUUGGAAAUCACUCCAGCAGCAGAAACUGUAGCUGUGGAUCCUCCAGCAGCAGCGGAAAGCAUUCCGGAAACGGAAAUCGUAGCUGUGGAUCUGCCAGCUACAUUGGAAAUCGCUCCAGCCGCAGAAACCGUAGCUGUGGAUCCUCCAGCAGCAGUGGAAAUCAUUACAGAACCUGAAACCGUAGCUGUUGAUCCUCAGGCAGCAGCAUUGGAAAUCGCUCCAGCCGCAGAAACCGUAGCUGUGGAUCCUCCUGCACCAGUGGAAAUCAUUCCGGAAACAGAAACUGUUGCUGUUGAUCCUUCUCCUCCAGCAGUAGUGGAAAUCAUUGCAGAGACAGAAUCGGUGGUUUUGGUUCCUACCGGUGCAGUGGAAUUCAUUCCGGAGACACAAACUAAAGCUGAGGAAAUACCAGCUGUUGAAGUGGAGGCUAAGAGCGUUUCAGACCUUGGUCCGAAUGCUUUAAUCGACGAUACGCAGUUGUUAAGUUGUGUUCCGAAACCGCUAAAAGAGUCAGAUAACAUGGACGCAUCAACAUUGGAACCAUCAUCGGAAUGCAUUCCAGCGCAAACAUCCGUAGAAUACACUAAGAGCGAUAGUUCCGCUCUAGGUUCCAUUGCUGAGCGCGAGGUCAAGAAGUGGUACAAUGCCGUCGAAAUGCCCAACAACCCUUAUGCGCCCGACGCUCUGAAGCAGCGUAUCAGUGGCACCCAGGAGCGGUACAUGGAUGUGCCAAAUAUCAGUCCCAGUGCCGAGCAGAAGGCUCUGGCCGCCGCCCUCACUGAAGAUGGCGACCCGGCGCCACCUUCAACCGACUACCAACGCUACAGCCGCGACUACUACAUCAACAAUGCCCCCAAUGGCACAGAAGUAAACGGAAUCGUACGGAGAGCAUCGUCCGGCGCAGAGAAGCAGCCGUCCGCAGAGGAUGUUGAGCAGGACAUAGUUAUCACCGAGGCGGCUCAAAACGCAAGCACAACUGCAAAAGAGCAGGAUAAGGAACAGGAAUCAGUUGCGGCUAACGUUUACACGGCCUUGCCAGCUCAGGUAUUUGACGAUUUGCUAGAGACCCAGUCGAACCCAUCGCUUCACUCCCUGCAAACAACGACAACCACCAGCGAUGAAUCCGAAACGGUGCGCGUCUACGACUUUAACAAGCAGGAGACCACGGUCAUCAGACCUGCCCCUGCGGAGCAGCAGCCGAGCUCCUCCACGACAUCAUCCAUGGAGUCAGCUCAGAGCGCAUCGGUGUCCUCUUCCUCCAUAGACGCAUCUGUGUCCAAAAAGCGUGAGCGACCAGUUGUCCUACAGUUUGGCCCUGCCGACUCGGUACCCACAAUCGGUUCGCCAGUGAACACCCCCACAAGAGGCUCAACGCCCCCGGCGUUCCGCUUUCUCCAGCCAAAACGACGCCUCAUCGAGCCGAGUCAAGUGUUGUCUGUGGACGAAGAUGAUGUGAUGGAGCCUAAUACACCCGUCGCCGAGAAGCCCGCCGUAGAAGAUGAGGUGGUGCAUGCAAUGCCGUCAGUGAAAGCUCUGGCCCAGGCCUUCCUCUUGACCAGCAAAGCCCAGCAAGCCGAGCGACGAUGGCGAUCAAAGGUUCGGCUAUCCUUACCAGCUGAUACGUCAGACAAGUCUCCUACCUCCCUAGCACGGCGACACAAGCUGGAGCAUGCUGUUUCCAUGGCAGAGGUAGCCGAUGAAUCCACGAUCGCCUCUGACUUAUCAUCCCUCGAAACGGAUCCAUCUAUUCAAUCGGACGGUUCCACGAACCCACCUAUCGCCUCUCCUGUGACCCCAGUCCCCGUACGUCAUGGCUUUCUCCGGAGCAAUAUUGCUUUCUUUGAGAACUUAAAGUUUAAGUGAAUAAGCGAAGGGGAUGAGAUGUGCCUCCAUUGGUGGAUAUUCCUUGAGUAAUAUGCACGGUAAUGGUAAAGCACUCCACGCAUCGUCACCAAAAAUUAUGUGCCAUGGCCAUGGCCAGCAUUUCCCAGCCAGAGACCUACCACACACACACAACAAUGUACUUAACUUCAAUUGUUACUUGUAGUCCGUAUUUAUUAUUAAUAACCAUUAUAUCCAUGGAUACUUUUUUUUUUAGCCCUAAGAUAUGUAUUAUGUAUGUAUGUACUUAUAAGGCGUAACAGAGCUAUUUAAAGUUUUACCAAGAAAUGUUACAUUUUACCCGUACGUGUUUAACUGUUGCAUACUUCUAAUCAAUAAAUCUUACAUAGACUCAAAGCUCUUUUGGAGUUCUCACAACUGAAAUUCA
Drosophila miranda is the source of this 11686-nucleotide messenger RNA. It is a transcript of the gene M7BP, whose product is annotated as titin. The record is from RefSeq and is a predicted model, not a curated record. Lineage: Eukaryota; Metazoa; Arthropoda; Insecta; Diptera; Drosophilidae. The transcript has 17 exons. The coding region runs from base 910 to 11280 and encodes 3456 amino acids.